Nerophis ophidion (straightnose pipefish) is the source of this 1174-nucleotide messenger RNA. RefSeq names its product metalloproteinase inhibitor 2-like. The coding region runs from base 68 to 1117 and encodes 349 amino acids. NCBI's taxonomy places the organism in Eukaryota, Metazoa, Chordata, Actinopteri, Syngnathiformes, Syngnathidae. The record is from RefSeq and is a predicted model, not a curated record. Gene Ontology annotation, molecular function: protease binding; metalloendopeptidase inhibitor activity. The transcript has 9 exons. Gene Ontology annotation, cellular component: extracellular matrix. Gene Ontology annotation, biological process: negative regulation of endopeptidase activity; negative regulation of membrane protein ectodomain proteolysis.
AUCCACCCUUCUCAAGAAAGUAUUACUUCUCGCAAACAUUCUCUCCUUAGCUAGAUUUUCUUCCAAGAUGAGUUGGAUGAAGUGUUGUGUGUUCCCCCUGGUGCUGCUGUGCAUGUGGCAGCUGCAAGAAGGAGCACACGCCUGCACUUGUGUUUAUGACCAUCCACAGACGCAGUUUUGCCAAUCAGAUGUCGCCCUCAAGGCAAAGGUGGUUGCAAAGAAGGCUGUUGGUGGUAAUUUAAACAAGGACAUCAAGUAUGACAUCAAACUGACCAAGAUAUUGAAAGGCCCCAAAAGACCCUUCGAUACCUUCUACACUGCAUCCUCCUCUGCAGCAUGUGGUGUGAUUCUGAACGAAGGUGUAGAAUAUUUUAUCACAGGCAAACUGAUGCCUGACGGGUGUCUGUACGUUUCAUCCUGUAACUACGUUGUUCCCUGGAAAAGCAGCCACAAGAUCCUGGUAGAACGUUAUAAGAUGGGCUGUGAUUGCAAGAUCUUUUCUUUGUUUGCUACAUUUCCUUCCAUGAGUUGGAUGAAGUGUUGCGUGUUCCCCCUGGUGCUGCUGUGCAUGUGGCAGCUGCAAGAUGGAGCACACGCCUGCUCGUGUGUUUUUGACCAUCCACAGAUGGCGUUUUGCCAAUCCGACGUCGCCAUCAAGGCAAAGGUGGUUGCAAAGAAGGCUGUUGGCGGUAAAUAUAACGACUACAUCCAGUAUGACAUCAAACAGACCAAGCUAUUUAAAGGCCCCAACAGACACUUUAAUAGCAUCUACACUGGCUCCUCAUCUUCAGCAUGUGGUGUGAAUUUGAACAAAGGUGUACAAUAUUUGAUCACAGGCCAACUUGAGCCUAACGGGUCUCUGUACGUGUCAUCCUGUAACCCCCCUGUACCCUGGAAAAGCAGCCACAAGAUCCUGGUAGAACGUUAUAAGAUGGGCUGUGAUUGCCAGAUCACUCGCUGCUAUGGUGACCCGUGCGGGGACCGCCACUCAGACGAGUGCCUGUGGACGGCCUGGCUGAGGGGGAAUAACCAGCCGGUCAAACAGUCUGCUUGUAGGAAAAGAAGUGAUGGUUCUUGUGUCUGGUACAAGGAGGCCGCCUCACCAACAAAGGGUUAAUGGAUUGAAGACUCCAAAAUCCCCACAUUGCAGGAAAUAAAAAAAUUCACAAAUCUA